Molecule: messenger RNA, 3357 nt
Organism: Spodoptera exigua (beet armyworm)
Lineage: Eukaryota; Metazoa; Arthropoda; Insecta; Lepidoptera; Noctuidae
Source: the annotation of a GenBank genome assembly
AUGUCGGAGUCAACAAUAGAACAAGCGAAACGGGAAAUUGAUGAAUCUUUGGUUCUGAGCGCAUUCUGCAUGCGUCGUAUCGGGCUGUCGUUCCAGGAUCCUAAAAGUGCAUCGGCUUAUUUACGUCAGAAGCUGAUGUUCAUUGCAUCUGUCUGCGGCAUUUGCUACCACGUAUUCAGUGAAAUCGCCUUCAUCGGCCUCACGUUGUCGAAUUCGCCACGAGUCGAGGAUGUCGUUCCACUUUUCCAUACUUUUGGCUACGGUGCUUUAAGUAUUGCAAAGGUAUUUGUGUUAUGGUACAAAAAAGAUGUAUUCCGUCAACUACUGAAUGAGCUGGCAGGCAUAUGGCCGAUGCCUCCGCUGGAAGAGGAAGCUUUAAUCAUUAAGAACAAGAGUCUGGCCGCACUCCGCAUCACACAUCGAUGGUAUUUCUUCAUGAAUGUAUCAGGUGUGUGGUUCUACAACUUGACUCCGAUCGCCAUUUAUCUGUUUGCCCUGAUUCAAGGCAAGAACGAUAAGAUUGGAUACGUCUGGCAUUCAUGGUACCCGUUUGAUAAACACCAAACGGUUGCGCAUGUCGCUGUUUAUCUCUUUGAAAUAUUCGCGGGUCAGACUUGUGUAUGGAUUAUGGUCAGCACAGACCUCUUAUUCUCAGCUAUGGCCAGCCAUAUAAGUAUACUGUUACGUCUCCUGAAGCGCCGAUUGGAAUCUGUGGGUACGGCUGAUAAUGAGCACUACGGCGAGAUACUGGCGAACAUUAAAUUGCACCAAAGACUUAUAACAUACUGCAACGAUUUAGAAAACGCUUUCUCCUUAUCGAACUUCGUGAACAUUAUGUUGAGUUCGGUCAAUAUCUGCUGUGUUGUAUUCGUUAUUGUGCUCCUAGAACCAUUCAUGGCGAUCAGUAACAAACUGUUUUUGGGUUCAGCUCUAAUUCAAAUCGGAAUGUUGUGCUGGUACGCGGACGACAUUUUCCAUGCGAACGCUGAUGUGGCCGCGGCAGCUUACAAUAGCGGAUGGUACCGUACAAAUCCUCGGUGCCGCCGCGCCCUGCUUUUCCUUAUACAGAGGGCUCAAAAACCGAUUGCGUUCACAGCAAUGGGUUUCACAAAUAUCACCCUCGUUACAUAUUCAGCGGAAUCACCGAAAACAGAUUCUAUAGAAAACCAAUCUUUACCAAGCUUACCUAGACACGAGGAAGAGUCCAGAAAAACUCAAAACUUGAAAGUCAUGGAUAGAUCUGAUCACCCGCAUUACUCUAAGGAUAAGGAGCACAAUGCACCGAGAUCCGAUCAACAGCACCCAAGCAAAUACCACCAUCAAAGAAAAGCAUACUCAGUCCCUAAAUUCAGUCAUCAUAAAACUUUUGGAAGCGUCAGGGCUAUGAGUUACAAUGUGAUGGAUCAGAAAACAAGUACACUUCAAUUCCGAAGAUCAAUAAAUCCCUUAGAGCCGAUGAAUAAUGAAUUGGCAGCCUUUAAAGCAAAGAUGUUGAAAUCUUCAUCCAAAAUACAUGAAAAGCUAAUAAAUUCGCCGAAAUCCAGCAGAAGAGAUGUAAAUAUCUGUACAGAAGAGUUCAUACGGCUACCAAAAUUGCAGCCCAAUGAAGCAGAAUUCCUUAAACUCGUAUCAAAGGACGAUGUCGAUGGUGCCAAAAAUUUUUUGAAUAAGCAUCAUGGCCUGAACGUGAACUGUACAAACUUUCAGGGAAUGUCGGCGCUCCAAAUGGCUGUACAAAACAGAUCUCAGGCAAUGGUUGAAUUUCUCUUGGGGCUUCCGAAUGUGGAAAUAUCUGACAGUGUGUUACAAGCCAUCCGAUGCAACAAUAUUAAGAUAUUGGUUCGGUUGUUGGAAGCUCAGCAGAAGAUUUCGCCGGGAUUAGAGUAUGCGGGGGCGACACACUCGGCAGACUUCCCUGCGCACGUGACUCCGCUCAUCCUCGCAGCUCAGCUGGGACAUUAUGAGAUUGUCUCACUACUCAUUGAAAGAGGGCAUACCAUCACUCGCCCCCAUAAAAUUAACUGUCCUUGCGGUUGUUGUAGAAAUUGCUGCAUGAAUGAGGACCCACUGCAUGAGAGCAGCGUUCGCCUAUCCGUGUUCCGAGCUAUUGCAUCUCCUGUAUACUUGGUGCAUAUAUGCGCCGACCCUAUAUUGGCAGCAUUUAGGCUUGCUGCAGAGCUGGCAGACAAUGCUGCAGCUCAUAGGCAGCUCGCUGCAGCCUACCUGCAGGUCGCUGAUGACGUCAGCGCCUUCGCUGUCGACCUCAUAGGUGCUAGAGUCAUACUGGCUCGGCGACUGGCACGCUUGGAGAAGCAAAUCUCUGUUAUCAAAGGCGAUACUCGUUUUAAGCCGAGUGUUCAUAACGCCAUUUAUUCUCCUAGUGUGUAUGGCGCGGAGGCGCCGCUCAUUCUGUACGUGUGUGGCUACGCCUGGUCAGCUCUCCGGAUGAUCGUCAUGCAGGGCCCGAAUCGAUACUUCAGCAAGAUGUGGAACUGGACUGAACUUAUUAUGCUCACUUUGUUUUUCAUGACAUUCGUCUUUUGGAUCCUAGCUGCGAUUGACGUUGCAGGUUAUAACGACGAUGAAUUAGGUAAUGCAGCAGAUCGCAAAUAUUGGAACCAGCACGACCCAACUUUAUUAGCCGAGGGCACGUUUUGCCUGGCGACUAUAAUCGCUUUCUUCCGACUUAUGUUCCUGUGCCAGUUGAACUACCAUCUAGGGCCACUGCAGGUAUCGUUGGGGAAAAUGACUAUUGAUAUAUACAAGUACAUUAUAAUAUUUGCUAUUAUAAUCAGCGCGUUUACGGCUGGCUUGGCGCGGUUCUACCAAUAUUACGAUGGUAUGGUUUAUGAAGACGAGUUCGGAAUGAAGACAGUACAGGUAGCCUCUUUCACAAGUUUGACGGACACACUAAACACGUUAUUCUGGGCUCUAUUCUGUAUGGCACCCCUGGAAAGUGCUGAUGUUGUGCUGGAAAACACACGCGACCCAAAAAGUAUGGAUAAGAUGCAUGAAAAUAGACACGGAUACACUGAACGUAUUGGAUACUUCUGUUUUGGAUGCUUCGAAGUAAUAUCCGUAAUAGUGGUACUGAACAUGCUAAUUGCUACUAUGUCAAAUACUUUCCAAAGAGUUAAUGACAACGUCGAUAUAGAGUGGACGUUCGGGAAAACUGAGGAGCGUGAUGUGGAAGCGAAUGUACAGAAAGAGUAUCCGGCGCUGAUGUCUGUUCUUGUGCAGCGAUACUUCAGAGACAAAGACAACUCGAUGAUACACGCUCACAGAAUGGAGUAUGAAGUCGCCGCUUUGCGCAGAAACGUUGCCAGCAUCAGGGUUCCACGGAGUCAUAUUCCUUAG